Messenger RNA from Osmerus eperlanus (European smelt), 5556 nucleotides. Its product is annotated as protogenin B-like. The transcript has 19 exons. Bases 63 to 3614 code for a protein of 1183 amino acids. Gene Ontology annotation, molecular function: protein binding. Gene Ontology annotation, biological process: cell-cell adhesion. Lineage: Eukaryota; Metazoa; Chordata; Actinopteri; Osmeriformes; Osmeridae. The record is from RefSeq and is a predicted model, not a curated record.
GCGCAGGACGAUGGGGAACCUAUAGGUCCGCGAGAGUGAAAAUGACAGAACAAUUUGGAUAAAUGGCUCAUUUUAAAAUGAAACUUUUACAGCAUUUGUUGUUUUUCGUUUUAUUUCUUCGACUCACAACUGUUUUUAGUUUUAGUGAGCUGUCCUUCAUCACAGAGCCCAGCGAUGUCACCGUAAUACCAAAGGAUCCUGUGGUUUUAGACUGCCAGGCCCAUGGACACCCUCCAGUCACUAUCAAGUGGCUAAAGAAUGGGCUCAAAGUGCUAGAGAGUGAACACAUCCAGUUUCUCUCCAACGGCUCGCUGUACAUCCCAGAGGUGAAGAGUGAUACAGAGGACUCUGACGAAGGCUUCUAUCAAUGCCUUUCUCAAAACAAAUAUGGAGCCAUCUUGAGCCAAAGAUCUUGUCUGACUAUCAUAAACAUCUCACCCUUUGUGGUGCAGCCUGUACCUGUUGUGGUGACUGCAGGCUCUGUGGCCAGGUUCUCCUGCCAGGUCACUUCCAACCCUCCUGCUUCUAUCACCUGGGAGCUCAACCAAAGCAUCUUACCCCUGGAGACAGACAGAAUCACUGUUCUGCCCAAUGGUGUUCUUCAAAUCUACAACGUCCAAAUGGAGGAUGCUGGACAAUAUCGAUGCGUGGUCACAAACAUCGGCAGUCAAAUAAGGAGCAGAGAGGCAACACUGACCGUCAGCUUGGGCACAGGCUCCAAACCUCGACAGAGGCCCAGGAUAAUUGCCGGACCUCAAAAUGUCACGGCGCCCCUUCACCAAACAGUGGUGUUGGAGUGCAUGGCCACAGGCAACCCCAGACCCAUCCUCUCCUGGAGCAGGGCUGACACUAGGCCCAUAGAUGUGUACAACGCAAGGGUGCUUGGCAGUGGGAACCUGGUUCUUGCGGAUGUCAAGCCCCAGCACAGCGGAGUCUACCUGUGUAGGGCCACCACACCCGGAACACGGAACUACACUAUCGCUGCGGCCAACCUCACCGUGCUGGUGCCUCCGUCCAUAGUAGAGAAGCCAGAGAGCCAGACCCGCCCUCGAGCUGGCACUGCCCGCUUCAUGUGCCAGGCUGAGGGGGUUCCUCCUCCCUCAAUCACCUGGCUGAAGAAUGGAGAGAAAGUGCACUUGAAUGGCCGGAUCAAGAUGUAUAACAGCAAACUGGUCAUUACUCAAAUCAUCCCUGAGGAUGAUGCCAUCUACCAGUGCCUGGCAGAGAAUGAGCAGGGCUCCGUGUUGUCCCUGGCACGCCUCAUAGUGGUGAUGUCCGAGGACAGGCCCAGUGCGCCCAGAAACGUCCACGCUGAGACCAUCUCCAGCUCCGCCAUCUUGCUGGCCUGGGAAAGGCCGCUCUACAACACAGACAAAGUCAUCGCCUACUCUGUUCAUUACAUGAAAGCUGAAGGUCUAAACAACGAAGAAUACCAAGCUGUAAUUGGGAACGACACCACAAGCUACAUCAUCGACGACCUGGAGUCAGCUAGGAACUAUACUUUUUACAUUGUAGCCUACAUGCCAAUGGGAGCUAGCCGCAUGUCUGACCAAGUCAGUCAACACACCCUAGAAGAUGUGCCUCUGCGUACCCCAGAGCUCAGUCUGACCAGCAACAGUCCUUCCGACAUCCAAGUGAGCUGGCAGCCGCUCGCCGCCAAGCUGAGCCGUGGCCGGGUGUCCGCCUACCGCCUGUCGUACCGCACAGCCACGGACAACACGGUCAGCAGCGUGGAGCUGCCUCAGAACAGCACCCAGCACCUCCUGGAGGCCCUGCAGCCUGACACCAUCUACCUGCUCCGCAUGGCCGCUGCAACCCGCGUGGGCUGGUGCGAGCCCUCGGCCUGGACCUCCCACCGCACGCCGAAGACGUCCAGCACCAAAGUGCCCCUGGCCCCACUGGUGCAGCUGGAGCCCGUCAACUGCACCUCCGUCACAGUGCGGUGGCAGCCGACUCCAGGAACCGUGGUUGUUCAGGGUUACCGUCUCUGUUACCACGAGGAAGGCCAGCCAGAGCAGCCCACCAUCCAGAUCCCACCGCAGGACUCCCACUACACCAUCAGUGGACUUGAUCCAAGGCGGAAGUACCAUGUCAAACUACUGGCUUUCAGCCUACUGGGAGAUGGCUAUCAGGCCGACCAGACUGUCAGCACCCCAGGAUGUGUGUCGGUUCGAGACCACCUGGCAGCUUCUCCUCCGUCCCCUGACCAUGUGAACGCCCGGGCAAACAGCUCCUCUGCAGUGCUCCUGCGUUGGAGUCGGCCUGCCUUCACCUCAGGGAAGGCCGUCAGCUACACUGCUCGCUGCACUCCGGUCGGGACACACAACUCCUCUGACAUACGUUACCUGCAAACUAUCAACCAGAGUGUGAUUGUGAAGGAUCUAGAACCCAACACCCGUUAUGAGUUUGUAGUUCGUCUCCAUGUAGACCAGCUGUCCAGUCCCUGGAGUUCUGUUGUCUACCAGCGGACUCUUCCAUCAGCACCCAGCCAGCCGCCCACGGGGGUGAAAGUGACCCUGAUCGAGGAGGACACAGCGCUGGUGUCGUGGAGAGAGCCGGAGGAACACAACGUAGCGGUGACACACUACACCAUUCUCUACGCCUCCCAGAGGGCCUGGCUGUCCGGACACUGGCAGGUCUUGCAGAGAGAGGGGAGCAACACCAUGGCUCUGCUGGAGAAACUGGAGCAAGGCAACAUCUACCUGGUGAAGAUCUCUGCCUCCAACCAGGUUGGUGACGGCCCCUUCUCCAGCAUUGUGGAGCUGGCCCUGCAGCCUGGCACCACCCACCGGGGCAAGAGCCCCCGCCACUCUGACGGCCGCUCCGAGACUACCGUGUUCUCUGAUGGUCUCUACCACAUAGACCAGAGGUCCAUGACGGGGAUCAUCGUGGGUGUGUGCAUCGCCUUGGCUUGCAUUGUCAUGUGUGCCUUAAUCCUCAUCAGUAAAGGCAGAUCUAGGAAAUCGUCAAACUCUAAGAUCAUUGGUGUGGUUAACGGGCAGGUUGCUGGUUCGCCCCAGGCCACUGAGCAUGCUCAGAAUGCAGAUUCCCUUGAGCCGAUGAUGAGAAGUCCGUUCAUAGAUAGCAAGGGUGGUACCAACCUGGUGAUAAGCACUGCUGGCCCUGUUGGCACUAGAAGAAAGAGAUGGCAGUUCUUUAAAAAGGAGAAACGGAAUACGACAAUAUGCAAUAUUGAGGACAGGGCCUGUCUGUAUGAGGCAGGGAAGACUGUGCUGAGGUAUGAGGAGAGGUUGGGCGCCUCACCCCUCCAGCCCUCCUCCCUGCAGAUCCUCUACAGCCCCCUGGGGGACUCGGAGAGCUCUCAGACCAGCGAGGGGAGCCACGAGACCGGGGACUCCGGACACUACUCCAACGAAGAGGCCGAGAUGAGCAACCCAUCCACCAGCCGCAGCUCCAGGCCUUCGUCCUUUGGGUCUGACGACAGCCCUGCUCCGGAGGAAGGGGACGCCUGCUUCACAGUGGCGAGGGAGGAGCCUCGGAGCUACCUCCGCAGCAGCGCCCCUGACACUGUGCGCGUCUCACUUCACGGCUCCCUCACAGCUGUGGAGACCUCUCAUCCCGGCCUCUACGCCUCCCAGCCCGCCUACUCUUGACACCGACCAUCCUCUGCUCUGCAGGAGAUGAAGCCCUGCCGCCACCUCGACCACCCCGCCUACUGAACUGGACCCCAGGGUUCUUUUCUAAGAAGCACGGAUCAGGAAGCUAGCAGUUAUGGAGGAAAGAGGGCUGUUACUUCAGGUCUACCUCAGGAUUUUAUAAUGAAUGUUGUUAUACUAAUUUCUUUCCCUCGGUUCAGUCUGUCUGUGUGUCUCUUCUUGUAUGUUCGAAACCAAAGCUCACCCAAAAUGAAUGUCCUACAGAAUGUCAAAAAUGUAUUGAGAUACAUUUCUCUAUAUUUAAGUUUUUUGCCACUGGAGCAAAGGGUGUAGUUGACCCCUUAUUGCUGGAUGUCUACCUCAGUUUCUCUUUUUGUGUUUACACUACUACCUCCUUUGUCAGUAUGUUGUGCAGGUAUUUCUUCUAACUCAGGGGACAAGGUUUAUUUCACAAAAAGCCAUGUUUUCCUGUGUGCAUUUGUGUCCUUCAGGACUUAUUGUUCAGGUUACUCCUGUUUCUCCCGAAAAUUGUUUUUCAAAGGUUGAAAAGUUUUAAAUUUUGUAUUUUUAGUGUUUUGUUUCAACAUUGAAGUGCAUUAGAUAUUGUCAACUUUUAUUUGAGUAAGAUCAUACCAAAAGUUUGACUGGCAUUUCCAGUGCACUGAACCUUAAAAAGCUUUAAAGAGGGCCUUAUAUGGAAAGGGAUUUGCGUAUGAUGAAAACAUCCAAAGACAGAAAAUAUACCCAAAGAAUGAGUUUUUAAGAAUACGAAAGAAACUCAAAAGUUACCCAAAAAACUACUUUUAUAGUACCUACAUGUGAAGGUAUGCCAAAAUAUUGUUCUUCCCAAAAAAAUGUAUCUCUUUUUUUAAUGAUAGCGUGAAUGCAUUUAUCAUUGUACAUUUAUUGAUGCUUUAUCCUGGUGAAAGCUUUAUAACUUGUCUCUUAGAUGAGUCAUCCAUUUGCCUUUUAGACCAUUGCUAAAUGCAACGGUUACGCCGAUGCCAAAGAGUUGUCUUAUUCCUCAGAGGGUAGAGCUGUUCCUUCAGAUAAUCCUUGUAAUCAUUCAGUAGAUGUUGCUCAUGUCAGACCAAAGAUCCAGUGUGUAUUCCCAGUGACGGCCGAUGAUCAAUCCAGUUGUGGAUUCUAAAUUUCCGUUUAUCAGCUAUAGAUCUAAACUUUCACAAUUGACCGUUUUUAAGUGAUGUAUGCAUGGUGAAAUAUUGGUUUUAUACGCUGUGUUCUGUGUGACGACAACAAGGAGUCUGACUAUAAAUGAUUACCCUCUGAGUGAAGAGCAACAUAAUCAAAUGUUAUAGCUUUGAAACACAACCAAUCCUAACCAAAGAAAUGUUUAAUGUGUUAUUUGUUCAUUACUUUUGGUUUGAAUUUGAACACAGUAUUUGCAUAAUGUGAUAUAAUUUUCAAACGUUUUGAUUGUUAUAGAAAGGCUGAAUACAUUUUGUGGAUGCCAAUACAUUUUGUUUGAACUUAAGAGGUCAAGUUGUUCAGUUGGAUUGUGUUAGUGAAACUUCAUCUGAGAGCUGUAAAAACGGUUACAUUGUGACUUUCUUUUUUUUAGCAUCAUCAUGUUUUAAACUUUUUUCAGAUUACAAUUGGAAGUAUUUUCUCAUCUGAAUAUGUGGAUUCUGAAAGAGUGUUUUUAGACUAUAUCCUUGUUGCCUGUGGAAUGCAGUGUCAUAAACUCAGGACUAUUCAGGCUAAGGGCUAAACAAACAUUUUAUUUUGCCCUUUUUUGUUAUUAUUUAACUUAUGCUUUUGUAAUUACAUGCUUUUCACUAUUCACAUUAUUUACCACCUCAUGUAUUUUAUUCUAAAUUUCUAACAUGUUUUUGUCUUGUAUGAAAGCACAAAGUCACUACCAACCAAAGUUUUUGAGUCUCUAAAGUUAUUUUCACCAUUUAAAUAAAAAUAACUU